This is a messenger RNA of Cladophialophora psammophila CBS 110553, 1002 nucleotides long. RefSeq lists its product as uncharacterized. The record is from RefSeq and is a predicted model, not a curated record. The coding region runs from base 1 to 1002 and encodes 333 amino acids. Gene Ontology annotation, cellular component: cytoplasm. Gene Ontology annotation, molecular function: iron-sulfur cluster binding. NCBI's taxonomy places the organism in Eukaryota, Fungi, Ascomycota, Eurotiomycetes, Chaetothyriales, Herpotrichiellaceae. Gene Ontology annotation, biological process: iron-sulfur cluster assembly. The transcript is spliced from 3 exons.
AUGUCGCCCUCUGUGCUCAUGGACACCUCCGACGAUUUUGUCAUGCCCUCCUCCAAGGCCCCGCAGUCCUCGCACCGCACCCUCCUCCUUUCGCCUCCGUCGCUCUCGUCACAUCAAGAAAUAUUGACCCGCGUGUGGGAAAUGCACGACCGCGCCCACACCGACCUGCAGAUGUUGGACAGGUUGUCCCUCGGCUUAGUUUCGCUCCCUCAGUCCACCUAUGAUGUCAUCAUGAUCCUCUCCGACGCAGAUGGAUCACGCCGCGAGAGUCAAAAUCUGAUCAGUCGGGACAUGCUGGGCUUACUGGUCAAAGCAUUGAAGAGUGACGGAUAUUUACGCAGUCAGGAUGGAACUUUUGGGACUGCGGAUGGCCCAGAGAAGAACGAGACCGUCCUCGCUGGCCUCUCUUUUCAGCCAGGUGUGGGGUUCGUUAAACCAAAUCACGCCGCACAAGAUUCUGUUCCUUUGAACUUCGGAAAAAGGAAAGCCGCACAGGCCGCUGGCGGUCUUAACAACAACAACAACAUAGCGAACGGUGAGUCUGUGUCGAUGCCGGUGAACGGCAAGCGGAAGAGCAUGGAUGAUGCUGUGCCGGCGGGCGUGGGAUUUGACGACGGAAUGGAUGGCUCAGACGAUGAAUUGAUUGACGAAGACACGUUGCUGGACGACGAGGAUUUGAAGAGGCCUAUUAAGAUCCCCGUCAAAUGUCAGCCCAAGGCAAAGCGACGCCGAGCAUGCAAAGACUGCACCUGCGGGCUCGCACAGAAGUUGGAGGCUGAGGACCGAGCCCGACGAGAGAACGCGGACAAAGCAUUGAACACGAUGAAGUUACAGGCUGCUGAUCUGGCCGAGGUCGAUUUUACAGUGCAAGGCAAAGUUGGAAGCUGUGGUAACUGCAGUCUUGGAGAUGCAUUCCGAUGCGACGGUUGCCCAUAUAUAGGGCUUCCUGCCUUCAAGCCCGGCGAGGAGGUUCGGCUGUUGAACGAUGAGAUUCAGUUGUAG